GCAAUUAUGGCUAAUAUUGAUCAGAAUAAUGAUUUUGCUCAACAAGCAGGACCAGGUGGUUGGAGUGAUCCAGAUAUGCUUCAAAUUGGUAAUGGUGGUAUGAGUGAUAUUGAAUAUAGGACACAUUUUUCUCUUUGGUCUUUAACUAAAGCACCUUUAAUUAUUGGAUGUGAUAUUCGAAAUCUAAGUGCAACAAGCCUAUCAAUUUUGUCCAAUUCAGAAGUUAUUGCUGUUAAUCAAGAUCCAUUAGGUAUUCAAGGGAAAAAAGUAGCUUUUGCAGCAGCACAAUCAUUGAAUGCUUCAAGUGAAGUUAUCGUUGCUAACUGUUCAUUAUCAACUAUUGAUCCGAAACGUCGUCAAUGGGUAUACAAUUCUCAAGAUGGAAGCUUUCAAUCAGUAUUUAAUGGACGAUGUUUAUCAAUUGCUCAAUGUAGUACAAGAAGAGAAACAUAUGCUGUAUUGAAUGAUUGUCAAAUUGGUGAUCCACAAGCACAAUGCCAAGGUAAAAAUCAACAAUGGACAGUUAAUCCAUCAAAUGAGACUAUUGUUUCACAAAUGACUGGUUAUUGUAUGGAAGUACAUAAUUCGUAUGGUCCAAAUGUGUAUGCACUUUUAUGUAAUGGUCGACAAAAUCAAAAAUGGAUAUGGAAUUCAACAGAUGGAACAAUAAAAAGUGAAUCGAGUAAUCAAUGUUUAACAGUUCCAUUAGAACUUGAAAUAUGGGCUGGUCCACUUUCAGACGGUUCACAAGCUGUAGUUUUAUUCAAUCGAGGUGAUAGUAACAAUGAACGUAUCACUGUCAAAUGGAGUGAUAUUGGUUUUCCGAUUAAUAAUUCAGCAACUGUUCGAGAUUUAUGGACGCAUCAAAAUCUUGGAAUAUUUACAGGCAAUUAUACAUCACCAGAUAUAGUUUCUCAUGGAGCUAUGAUGAUAAAUAUUAUUCCUACGAAAUAG
This is a messenger RNA of Adineta steineri, 954 nucleotides long. The record is from the annotation of a GenBank genome assembly. NCBI's taxonomy places the organism in Eukaryota, Metazoa, Rotifera, Eurotatoria, Adinetida, Adinetidae.